AUGGCCUCAGAACAGGAGUUAUCCACGUCCUUCAUCCCGGCUUUGUACAAGCCGGCUGCUCUAUUACCCAUUGCAAGGCACAAGAAAAGUCUUCUGUACCUAGUUGAGAAGUUCCCGGUCACAAUCGUGGUGGGCCAAACGGGUAGUGGAAAGACGACCCAAUUACCACAAUACCUGGAGCAGGCAGGAUGGUGCGGGGAAGGGAAAACAAUUGCUGUGACACAGCCUCGGAGGGUGGCCGCCACCACGGUUGCAACUCGAGUAGCAGAAGAAAUGCGUUGCAAAGUCGGUGAAGAAGUUGGCUACUCCAUUCGUUUUGAAGAUCUGACAUCUCCUGCCACCAAAAUUAAGUUCUUGACAGAUGGAAUGCUGCUCAGAGAAGCUCUGGUAGACCCCUUGCUGUCGCGGUAUUCCGUGAUCAUGGUCGAUGAGGCUCAUGAAAGAUCUUUAAGCACAGACAUCCUUCUUGGAAUUCUGAAGAAGAUCUGCAAGAAGCGACCUGAGCUCAGAAUCAUCGUCAGCAGUGCAACACUACAGGCUGAAGACUUUCUCCGUUUCUUCGCUGGCGAAGAAUAUAACCCUGAAGCAGAGCAAGCUGAUCUGGGUGGGAGCGUUGGAAGGAUCAUCAGUCUGGAAGGACGAAUGUAUCCUGUUGACAUGUUGUUUCUUGAGUCUCCGGCAGAAGACUACAUUGAACGCGCAGUAAAGACGGUCUUUGACAUCCACACCCAAGAAGCAGAGGGCGAUAUACUUUUGUUUUUGACUGGCCGAGAAGAGAUCGACACCGCCAUUCAAUUGAUAUCCGAAAGAGCGGCAACGCUUCACCCCAAAGCUCCUUCACUGCAGUCACUGCCUCUCUAUGCCGGCCUCACCACAGAGCAGCAGAUGUACGUUUUCGAGCCGGCCCCAGAAAACACUCGCAAGGUCAUCGUCUCCACAAAUAUUGCAGAGGCAUCAGUUACUAUCGAUGGCAUUGUGUAUGUGGUAGACUGUGGAUUUGCCAAGCUCAGAGCAUACAACCCAAAUACUGGUAUUGAUACAUUGACGGCGGUACCAAUCUCAAAGGCGUCGGCAACCCAGCGAGCUGGACGGGCGGGAAGAACUAAACCAGGGAAGUGCUUCCGGCUUUACACACAGCAUGAUUAUGAACAGAUGCCCGAGGCCACUGUGCCUGAAAUUCAGAGGUCAAAUUUGGCACCUAUCAUAAUGCAACUCAAGGCCCUUGGAAUCGACAACAUUGUCCGUUUCGACUUCUUGAAAUCCCCGCCGGCUGAGCUGAUCAUCAGAGCUCUUGAGCUUCUGUCAUCACUUGGAGCUGUAGAUGACUAUGCCAAGCUUACGAAGCCCCUUGGAAUGCGCAUGGCAGAAAUUGCCCUUGAUCCCAUGAUGGCAAAGGUUGUCUUAGCUGCGCCGUCUUUUGGGUGCCUGAGUGAGAUACUCACCAUCGCAGCCAUGGUCAACCUCCAGGGAACAGUUUGGGUACAGCACUCCGGUGACAAGAGGUCUGCGGAAAGCAAUCGACGCAAGUUUGCCGUUGAAGAGGGUGACCAUCUGACAUAUCUGAAUGUCUACCAAGCCUUCGUCACAAAGGGAAAGAAAGACUCGAAAUGGUGUCGCGACAAUCUCCUGAACUACAAGGCAUUGCUACGAGCAGUGAGCAUUCGGGGCCAGUUGAAACGGUACCUAGAACGCUUCGGUAUCCAAGUCGACGAGACACUCUCGUCUCAUAGCAGCGUUGAUCUGAGCGCUCGGCCUGAGAAGAUUCGGCGAUGUCUUACAACUGGCUACUUUGCCCAUGCGGCUAAGAUGCAGCCAGAUGGAACGUUCAGAACCGUCAGCGGAGGGCUCACAUUACAUGCUCAUCCCAGUUCAUUGAUGUUUAACCGAAAAGCGGAUUGGGUCAUCUUCCAUGAAAUUAUGCAAACGGGAGAGAAGACCUAUAUUCGUGAUGUCACGAAGAUUGAGAAGAGCUAUCUGCUGGAGUAUGCUCCCGAAUACUACCAAAUUAGGUAA
Penicillium olsonii is the source of this 2013-nucleotide messenger RNA. NCBI's taxonomy places the organism in Eukaryota, Fungi, Ascomycota, Eurotiomycetes, Eurotiales, Aspergillaceae. The record is from the annotation of a GenBank genome assembly.